CCACCUUUAACAGUAUAUAAGACCACGAAGCAAGACAGGGUGGUUAGAUACAGACGCCAGGAACAAGCAGAGGAACUAAACGGCACCGGUUCUUUGAAAGGAAGGAAAGAAGAAAGGGUUAUAACAAUGAAAAGCAUCUACUCCCUCGCUGGCAUCCUUUUGGUCCUCGGCUUUGUCCAGAGCAGCUGGCAGGUUCCUCUGCAGGAGGCUGAUGACAGCUCAAGUUUCGAGGAAGAUGACACGUUAGGGGACGAGCCGGGGGAGCUGUCGAACAUGAAGAGACAUUCGGAGGGAACGUUCUCAAACGACUACAGCAAAUACCUGGAGGACAGGAAGGCGCAGGACUUUGUUCGGUGGCUGAUGAACAACAAGAGAAGCGGUGCCGCAGAAAAGCGCCACGCAGAUGGGACCUUCACCAGCGACGUGAGCUCCUACCUCAAGGACCAGGCAAUCAAAGACUUUGUCGCUAGGCUCAAAUCUGGACAAGUCAGAAGAGAAUCUGAAAUGGACAGGCGGGGUGGGGCGUUCAGCAGGAGGCAUGUAGAUGGAAGCUUCACCAGUGAUGUGAACAAGGUCCUGGACUCCAUGGCUGCCAAGGAAUAUUUACUUUGGGUCAUGGCCUCCAAACCAUCAGGGGAGAGUAAGAAAAGGGAAGUGGACCAAUGA
Molecule: messenger RNA, 666 nt
Organism: Scomber scombrus (Atlantic mackerel)
Lineage: Eukaryota; Metazoa; Chordata; Actinopteri; Scombriformes; Scombridae
Product: glucagon-1-like
Exons: 6
Coding region: 127-666 (179 amino acids)
Biological process (GO): response to starvation
Cellular component (GO): extracellular region
Molecular function (GO): hormone activity; glucagon receptor binding
Source: RefSeq, a predicted model, not a curated record